Messenger RNA from Orbicella faveolata, 1562 nucleotides. Its product is annotated as ras-like protein rasD. Gene Ontology annotation, molecular function: GTPase activity; GTP binding. The record is from RefSeq and is a predicted model, not a curated record. Lineage: Eukaryota; Metazoa; Cnidaria; Anthozoa; Scleractinia; Merulinidae.
AUGACUAUGCACUUUAUCGGAAGCCUUCCGGGAAAUACGGCCUUAUUAGUCGAUGAGGAGAAAUUAUAUUCUGGUGAGUCUAGUGAUAACAUUGUCGCAUUUCCUUAUUUUGCAGCGCUGUUGGUAAGGUUUCUGUGCCAUCGAUUCAUUGGGGAAUAUGAUCCUACCAUUGAGGAUUGUUAUCGCCGUACUGUGAGAGUAGAUGGUGAGGAAGUCACCAUUGAUAUAUUGGACACGGCUUGCAGGAACUCAACGUCCAAACUCACGGAGAAUUUUCUCCAAACGGGAGAUGGUUUCGUUAUCGUGUACUCCGUUACCGACAGGAAAAGUUACAUCACCGUUCCGCGUUAUAAGGAAAUGAUCGAGGAGUCAUGUGACCGCGCAAACCAGGGUCCAGCCUCCCUUCUCCUUAUUGGAAACAAAACCGACCUGGAGGAGCAUCGCACCGUUGCUAAAAGAGAAGGACAGAAUUUGGCGCAAAGAUACGGCUGGUCGUUCGGCGAAGCUUCUGCCGCAGAGUACGACGGCGUGGAUAAAUGCUUUUACGAGUUACUUCGAGAAAUACGAGCACGAAGACGAAAAAUGAGUCCAUCCGAGUUCCCGAUGUUGCAUCUGAGCGACUUACGUCAGUCUAGCUGCAGUGACAUUGACAGUCAAACGGAUGAAAGCGCAUCGGAAAGUAAAAAGAAGCGUUUUGUCAAAAAGAAACUCAGCGACUCUAGUCUACAGUAUAAGCGAAAGCUAUUUGGUUCGUGGCAUGAGUUGCUAUCACAGCCGGCGAAAACAAGUGCUAACAAAAGUAACCAUUCUUAAAAGCGACCGCAAAGGCUUACGAUUUUACGUAAACUAAUCAGAUAAUUUUAUGAGCUCAUGCGAAAACACCGAAUGUUGUCAUGUCAGCGUGAUGUCAUAAUGACACGCUAUUGCAUAGCAACGUCUCUGACUACAAUGCUGGCUCAACUAAAAUUCUGAAAUGAUGCGUCCCUGCUUGUUUCCCGGAUUGCUUGGCUUAGUUAGAGGACAAGACACCAUGGUCAUGGCUCUACUGUUUUGUAAUUCUGUUAUAACACUGAUAUCUUUGAUAUACCCUUCUUGUCAGUGAAAAAAAAAAAAGCGAUUUAAAAGUGGUCCGUAUUGAGCACCUUUUGAGUUUUGCGCUAUUUUAUGUAAAUAGACAUUUGGUCAGCCCAAUAAAGUUCUUUAGGAGAAAACCUUUUUUCCAGUGAGAUUUUCUCCAGUAGCAUGAAUUGUGUUUGUAAGUCACCGAGGCUUUCUUCUUGAUUUUCAUUUUAUGUAGUUGGUCUCCGUUCUAUUCCACGUCGUAAUUUUUACCUGCGCCCUUUAGUUUCUAGUUAAUUUGCGCGCAAUUUGUGCUGAAAUUUUCUUUUUGUUACGUUUUGUUCUAAGUAAGCUAGACGUCUCUUCAGGUUUACGCGUUUUUAAACGAAAACCCGCCACAGCUCGGACGAACAGCAUCUUUGUGGAUUAACUCCAUCGUCGUGACUAGAGCCAAGAUAGCCACAUCCGGCCUUUAUCAAGUCGUAAAUAAUACACCAUCACCA